AUGGAGGAGCUGGAGGAAGCGGUGAAGGACGCCCGGGCGGCGGGGCUCAAAGAGGCUUCCGAGUUGGUCCAGGCCAACGAGGUGCUCCGGAAGCAUCAGCAUCGAGUGGCGGUGCGGAGAGCGGAGGUGGCGCACCAGAAAGCGAGGCAACGGCUGGCCCUUGCCUGGCGGUCCCUCACCACGCCCUGCGCGCCGCACGCGCGUGGGGCGGCCUGCGGAGAGGCGGUGACGCAGAGCGCGUCCGCGGCGCCCUUGCUGCGCAGCUCCGGGCGCCCGCAAGAGGCCCAGCGCCUCGAGGAGGCGAAAGACGACUUGGCCAGGAGCUGGUCGAAGCUUGCCGAGCAGUCGCUGAAAGAAGCCGCCUACAUGUGCGACCUGCAGCAAAUGAGGUCUGCCGUGAAGGAGUGUGGAGUGCUUCGAGAAAUUGCCUCGGCGCCGGGGAGGUCGAAAAGGAGUGGCUGUCGGACAAGGAGCUGGAGCAGACGUUGCUGGAGAUCAUUGCCGAGGAAUCAGGUUCGAAGCUGGCCAUGCGGCAGAAGUUCGAGCUCUCGCUGA
Molecule: messenger RNA, 555 nt
Organism: Effrenium voratum
Lineage: Eukaryota; Dinophyceae; Suessiales; Symbiodiniaceae
Source: the annotation of a GenBank genome assembly